CCUACCCCUGUUUUUUCACACAGCUUGACGUGCGUCAGCUGCCUAUUAUAUGGCUCUGGUCUCUGGACCACCCUGUAACAGUCCCAUUUAGCAAUGGAAGCUCUGCAGUCAUCCUUUCUCCACUCCACCAUUCCCUUAAGCAACCCAUCUUCAAGUUAUCUGAAGAACCCUAAAUUCAAACGGCCCAAAGUUUCAUGCUCCCUCAGGCCCGACCCGUGGACCCUCAGCGACGGCAACGACAAGAACCUCAACAAGCCGAAACCGAAGCACAAGAAUCCCAAAAACCCACUAUCCGACGACAACGCGCGCCGCAUAAUCAAAGCCAAGGCCCGGUACCUGAGCGUGCUGAGGCGCAACCAGGGCUCACAAGCUCAGACCCCGAAAUGGAUCAAGAGGACGCCGGAGCAGAUGCUGCAGUACCUGGAGGACGACCGGAAUGGUCACCUGUACGGAAAACAUGUAGUCGCCGCAAUUCGAAUUGUUAGGAGCCUUUCUUCUAAGCCUCAAGGGUCGUAUGAUAUGAGGAAAGUCAUGGGUUCUUUUGUCGCUAAGCUUACUUUCAGAGAGAUGUGCGUUGUGCUGAAAGAGCAAAGGGAUUGGAGACAAGUCAGAGACUUUUUCGCUUGGAUGAAAAUGCAGUUAUCCUAUCAGCCUAGUGUGGUUGUGUAUACACUUGUUCUUCGCGCGUACAGCCAAGUGGGUAAAAUUAGACUUGCUGAACAAACCUUUUUGGAAAUGCUUGAAGCAGGGUGUGAACCUGAUGAAGUUGCUUGUGGCACGAUGCUCUGCGGGUAUGCUAAAUGGGGGCGUCACAAAGCUAUGUUGUCAUUCUUUUCUGCUGUACAACAAAGAGGAAUAACACCCUCCGCUGCAGUCUUCAACUUUAUGAUUUCUUCUUUGCAGAAAAAGAAUCUCCAUGGCAAUGUUAUAGAUAUAUGGAACCAUAUGAUAAAUAAUCGCGUUGUUCCCAACCAUUUUACGUAUACAAUUGUUAUUGCCUCUCUUGUGAAAGGUGGUCAUGCUGCGGAAGCUAUUAAAACUUUUAAGAAGAUGAAAAGUUUGGGAUUUGUUCCUGAAGAGGUAACUUAUUGCCUUCUCAUCAGUUUAAGUUCCAAGAUUGGAAACCAUGAUGAAUCUUUUGGUCUUUAUGAUGAAAUGAGAUCACAUGGGAUCAUUCCAAGUAAUUUCACCUGUGCUUCACUUCUGGCAGUAUAUUACAAAAAUGAGGAUUAUCCUAAAGCCCUUACCCUCUUUGCGGAAAUGAAGAAGUAUAAAAUUAUUGCAGAUGAGGUCAUAUAUGGUUUGAUUAUCCGUAUAUAUGGAAAGCUAGGUCUUUAUCAAGAAGCUCAAGAUACUUUUGAUGAAAUUGAGAAACUGGGGAUGCUUAGUGACGAGAAAACUUAUACAACAAUGGCACAAGUCCAUAUGAGUGCUGGGAAUACUGACAAAGCUUUGCAAAUAAUGGAACUGAUGAAGUCAAAAAACCUCUUAUGUUCAAGAUAUGCAUAUAGUGUCAUGUUACAGUGUUAUGUCAUGAUGGGAGACUUGCCCUCCGCUGAAGACACUUUUAGGAGUCUAUCUAAAGUUGAACUUCCAGAUCCUGUUUCUUGCGAUAACAUGCUGAAUUUGUAUAUGAGACAGGGAUUAGCUGAAAAAGCAAAGGAGUUUAUCUUCCAGAUAAGAAAAAACAAUGUCGAAUUUGAUGAACAACUCCUUAAGACAGUAAUGAAGGUUUAUUCCAAGGAGGGAAUGGUAAUAGAUACAGAGAAGUUGCUAGAAGAGCUAACUACAAGCAAGAUAUUUGAGGAUAGUAAACUUUGUCAAACACUUCUUAUGGCCACAAGGGGAACGUGGGAUAGAUGGGUUGAAGUGGAAAAUGCUUCAACGGCUUUUGAGCUAAGUCUGACCCUGAUGCUGGCAGAUGGGAAUAAUGAGAAGGCACAAGAAAUAUUGGGAACACUGAUCAAGGCUCCAAAUGGCUUGUCCGUAGCAAGUCAAGUUUUGAAGAGCUUUGCCAGAGAGGGUGACAUAUCAAAAGCAGAGAACCUUCUUGAGUUGAUAAUGAAGCUAGGCUGCAACCCUGAUGAAUCUGCUAUCGCACAUAUGAUAAGAUUGUAUGGAAAGCAACAUAAGCUGAGACAUGCUGAAAAAAUCUUUGCCACAUUAGCAGACUCGACAAGAAAUGUAACACUUCUGUAUGAUGCCAUGAUUGAUGCAUAUAACAGAUGUGACAAACAAGAGGAAGCAUACUUGUUUUACAAGAAGGUUAUUAACAAAGGAAGUGUUGUGGGUCCUAUUGCCAUUAGCAUGGUCGUGAAUGCGUUGACCAACUGUGGCAAAUAUAAGGAAGCGGAAGAUGUCAUACAUAUCACUUUUGAAGCCAAUGUUGAGAUUGAUACUGUGGCGUAUAAUACAUUCAUCAAGGCAAUGCUAUCAACAGGCAAGUUAAACUUUGCAGCUAGCAUUUAUGAACGCAUGGUUUCGUUGAAGAUUGAUCCAUCAAUUCAGACAUAUAACACUAUGAUCAGUGUGUAUGGACGAGGUAGAAACCUGGAUAAAGCCGUGGAGAUGUUUAACAUGGCCCGAAGCAAGGAAAUACCUCUGGACGAAAAAGCCUAUACCACUAUGAUAUGCUACUAUGGAAAGGCUCGGAAAAUUCAUGAGGCAUCAACCCUAUUUACCAAAAUGCAGGAAGAAGGGAUAAAACCCGGCCAGUUGUGCUACAGCAUUAUGAUGAAUGCAUAUGUUUCUGCUGGAUCUUAUCAUCAUGAAGCAGAAGAAGUUUUCCAUAGCAUGCAGAGAAAUGGUAUUCAACCUGACACCACUACUUACCUUGCACUUAUCCGCGCAUAUGUGAUGGGGUCAGAGUAUGACAAGGCAGAGAAGGCAAUCACAUCAAUGCAAAACGGAGGUGUCGCUCUUUCGUGUGCUCAUUUCAAGGUCUUACUAGCUGGGUACGCAAAAAAUGGGCGUAUAAAGGAGUCUGAAAGGAUAUAUAGUGACCUUAGAAAAGCUGGGUUAGAGCCUGAUAUUCAUUGCAACCGUAGUAUGCUCAGAGGGUACAUGGAUUGUGGGCAUGUAGAGGAAGGCAUAUCUUUUUUUGAGAGCAUAAGAGACUCUGUUGAAAGAGACAAGUUAAUUUUGAGUAUGGCUGUGCAUUUGUACAAGUCGGCGGGCAUGGAACUCAAAGCUGAAGAAGUUUUGAGGUCUAUGAACAGUUUGGGGAUUCGAUUCCUGAAAAGACUUGAAGUUGGAGCUAAAUAAAAAUUUUUGCUGAUUUAUAAGCUUGUUUUCAUGCAAGUGCAUGUGCCUGCUAGCAAAUUAGAUUUUCUAUUGUUGCUGUUUUUGUUGUGUUUCUUUUGUCUUAUUGCUGUGUUUCUUAUGGAUCUCUAAUAGAGAUCCAUAAAAUAAGCAUAUAUGUUUACAAAAUAGUAGGCUCUUCACAUCAAAAUCUAUUUGUUGAAGCAACAUAAAAACACA
Messenger RNA from Cuscuta europaea, 3480 nucleotides. Lineage: Eukaryota; Viridiplantae; Streptophyta; Magnoliopsida; Solanales; Convolvulaceae. The record is from the annotation of a GenBank genome assembly.